Molecule: messenger RNA, 390 nt
Organism: Striga hermonthica
Lineage: Eukaryota; Viridiplantae; Streptophyta; Magnoliopsida; Lamiales; Orobanchaceae
Source: the annotation of a GenBank genome assembly
AUGGAUAUUUCCUUCACAGUGGUCUUGUUGAGCCUGUUGUUUUUCGUUUCCAAUAUAACCUCCUCCAAAGAAGGCGGCGGCGGCCAGUGGAUUCCUCUCACGCGGUGCGAAAUCGAGAGCAAGGACAUGGUUGCGCUCGCAAAUUACACAGUGAGCGAGCACAACAAAGAGAAAAAAAAGGAUCUAGUGUUCGAAAAACUGUACAGCGGCUACAAACAGGUGGCCUCGGGACUUAAUAAGUACAAUCUUUCUGAAACAGCCACGGAUUACGAUCAUUGCACCACACCUAUCGGGAGCUGCGAAGGCACUCACGGGAACUACACCGCGGUCGUGUGGGUCCAUGCCUUGAAGAACUUCACACAGCUCGUGUCCUUCAAAAAGAUUAAAUGA